AGGUUUUGGAUUUCGUCAUAUCCCGAUUGAGGCAUGGAAGUUUCUCAUUGAUUAUUGUGGGGUUAAGGAGCUGAGCAUAUCAAAUGCGCCAAUUGACAUUAAUGCACUGAACCAUUCAGAUCUCUGCAAUAUAACAGCGUUAUAUUUGAUUGAUGUUGGAUUGACAGAGAUGCCAUGCUUAUCUAACCUCAAAAAUCUUGAAUGGCUCUGCCUGAAUAAUAAUCAAAUUGGCUAUGUCAACCUUCAGAGCUACUUUGAUGCUGGGACAGGCGGCAGUACUAUGCCAAACUUGAAGUAUCUAGACCUGUCUAGAAAUCCUGUAUCAAAGAUUGAUGCAAGAAUUAAAAAGGUCUUCACAAGUAAACCCUUCAUAAUACUUUCAGAAGUGAUAGUGGUAGAUUUAGGGAUUUCACUUAGCGAUGUGAAACAUGAAUUAGAAAGCGCAGAUAUCAAACUUGUUGAGUCAGACUUGGAGAGUCAGAUGGAUUGGAUGCCAGUAACUGAUUAA
Molecule: messenger RNA, 508 nt
Organism: Vittaforma corneae ATCC 50505
Lineage: Eukaryota; Fungi; Microsporidia; Nosematidae
Exons: 1
Source: RefSeq, a predicted model, not a curated record